Patella vulgata (common limpet) is the source of this 2026-nucleotide messenger RNA. RefSeq names its product putative ferric-chelate reductase 1. The transcript is spliced from 9 exons. Gene Ontology annotation, molecular function: oxidoreductase activity, acting on metal ions. The coding region runs from base 775 to 1950 and encodes 391 amino acids. NCBI's taxonomy places the organism in Eukaryota, Metazoa, Mollusca, Gastropoda, Patellidae. The record is from RefSeq and is a predicted model, not a curated record.
GAGAAGGCGCCCAUAUCUUUAAGUCAAAUACACUCACACCAGGGAUGGAAACCACGACCACUAGGCCAUCCCAGCCCAUUAGAUGAGGAUUGAUGUGUAUAUUAAACAGCAAAAGAAACGUCAGGUUGCUAUGUUAUUCUGAAUAGACGCAUUGCAUGAUACUUGCCAAAUGUUGUUAUUGUAUAUUUGUGACCAAAUCUCCACCGGAAAACGGCCAGGAGUUCUGGAUGGAAAACAUGCCACUUGACUUUAUGAACUAUAAAGCGCACGUAUUAGAACAUCAUUAAAUAUCCUGUCUGCUCACCCAACAGAAUACAUCAUUAAAUUUCUUGCCCGCUCUGUACUGACUGAAAGUGAAUGACGUCGUUGAUAAAACCAUAAUAUCUUAUUUCUAUUCUAUUGAAGAAGAUUAUACAGUCUUUAACGCACAUUUCUAAUUCAGUUUGGACGCUUGUUUUAAUGUCUUCACUAAAUAUUUUAAAUAACUACAAAAAUGUACGUUUAGAUAAUAAACAAUCUGUAAAAUCUUUAAAGCAUAUAAAAUGUGCAUGCAUUGUAUAGUUAUCCUGCACUAUAUUUUUAACCGAAGGUAGAGAUUAAGGCUCUUUGGCCUUCUUUUUAUAUUGAGCUAUGAUAAAUAAACAAGAAGUAGUUCGUAACACGCGGACGUCGAUAACAGUCAUCUGGCAAUUGCAUAUACACCAAGUUACCAGAAAUUGUUUUAAUUUUUAAAUAUAAGACUACUUUUAGAGAAAAAUUACUGACAUAUUGUUCAUGAUGAGGAUCUUUCCUGUUUUGUGUUUUUGCUUGGUUAUUUAUGUGAAGAAAGGUACCUGCUAUCCAAAUGGUGCUCCUGCCUCAACAUGUUUAACUUUGUAUCCGCAUCAUCAAUCAACUGUCCAUCAAACAUCAGCUACACCUUUUACUUUUGCUGUUGAUAAAACUACAUAUCAGCCUUCUGACGAGCUUACAAUUACGAUUGGAUCGACAAAUAAUAAAGAGUUUAAAGGGAUAGAAAUAAAGGUUCACAGAGUUGAUGGCAAUCAAGAAGUUCCUGAAGGACAAUUUACAGAGUUUGAUGAAAUUAAACUGAAAACGAAUGACUGCUUUGGUGGACAAAAGAAUUUAAUAACACACAAUAACAGCGACGCCGUGACGUCAUUGACAAUAAAAUGGCGGGCACCGGGUCAGAAUAUAGGAGCUAUUCAGUUCACGGCAACAAUUGUUGAGAGCUUUAGCGUAUUUUGGUUUAAUGUUAAGACUGUUGUUCAACCUGCUUCUAACAAUAAUAUUGUUGAUCCUGUAUUCCAGAUACCUACUAUACCAGCAGAAUUUACACCAAUAAACUUUAAUAACUGCGGUCAAACUAAGGGCUGUUUUUACCACCCAAAAACCUGUACGGGGGAUGACUGUGCAGUGGCUGUAACUUAUAUGGAUAAUAAAGACGACACUUAUACUAUUGAAUUAAUUGGAGAUGCAAAUAACGGUGCUGGUUAUAUUGCUGCUGGGCUGUCUAAAGAUAAAGCUAUGGGAGAAGAUGUGGUAUUCUUCUGUUCAGUUGGUUCUGAUACAGUUGGUGUUAAAUUGGGUUACAAUCCUGGUCAAUAUUCACAAUUUGACUAUACGAGAGGUUUUACCAAUGUUCAAACCCGUUUCGUGAAUGGAAAGAUAUCCUGUCGAUUUACCAGAAAUAAAAACGCAACUCUGUACCAGGCACCAAACCUGAACUUUGACCUUUCCGAGGCAUACUAUCUUCUUGUAGCUUGGGGUGGAACUUAUAGCAAUACGGGUGAGGUGAUGCAUCACACUGAUACUCCAGUUACCACCAACGAAUUAGUCUCCCUGAAGGACACUACUCUACUGACAGUAGACGGGCCUGUAUCUGGUGCUCAAACACUACGAUGUAUUCAGUUGAUCACUGUCAUUUCUCUACUACUUGUCUGGCUGUAAGAGGUCAAUUAAAGAGAAACAUACGCCGUAUUAGUAUAUAAUGAAGUGCACUUAAUUACUUUUAGUCUUUACCCCC